Molecule: messenger RNA, 1709 nt
Organism: Dama dama (fallow deer)
Lineage: Eukaryota; Metazoa; Chordata; Mammalia; Artiodactyla; Cervidae
Gene: TEX264
Product: testis expressed 264, ER-phagy receptor
Exons: 6
Coding region: 473-1414 (313 amino acids)
Biological process (GO): reticulophagy; protein-DNA covalent cross-linking repair
Cellular component (GO): endoplasmic reticulum membrane; nucleus; autophagosome membrane
Source: RefSeq, a predicted model, not a curated record
AGUGGAGGCAGCCUCUCCUCCCUUCGCAGGCCCCUCUGAUUCCCAAAUCUUCCCGCGCCCGGCGGGCGCAGAAAGUUUUGCCUGUGGCUGGCCCUUUAAGGGCGGGCCAGCCGCCGCGGCGCACGUGAGCGGCCUCAGGAAGCCAGCGCGGGGCCGCCUUCCCAGAGAAACCGAGAAGGGUCACAAGCCUGUCCAGGGUCAGCAGCAGGGGUUGGCUUAGGGCCAGGCGGCGGUGGAUGGACCCCUCCAGGAAGAGGACGCUCCAAGUACAGAGGUUUAUAACCAGAAGUCUAGUGAAGAGCUGACAUUUUUCAGGCGGAAUCUGGCUUCUGAUUUCCCUAAGGGGUCUGAGGACGUGGUGGAGCCCUGGAGCACUUGGAGCUUUGGCCCCUGCCGCGCUGGAUGCCAUGAGUUGCUAAAGUGAGCCUGGCUUUAGAGCUGCCUUGGGGUGUGGCGUGGGGGGCACAGAGCCAUGUCGGACCUGCUCCUCCUGGGCCUGAUUGGGGGCCUGACUCUGCUGCUGCUGCUGACGCUGCUGGCCUUUGCUGCGUACUCAGGGCUGCUGGCUGGGGUGACAGUGAGUGCUGGCUCACCCCCCAUCCGCAAUGUCACCAUGGCCUACAAGUUCCAUGUGGGCCCCUACGGUGAGACUGGGCCGCUUUUCACGGAGAGCUGCAGUGUCUCCCCCAAGCUCCGCUCCAUUGCUGUCUACUAUGACAACCCCCACACGGUGCCCCCUGAAAAGUGCCGCUGUGCAGUGGGCAGCAUUCUGAGUGAAGGUGAGGAGUCACCCUCCUCUGAGCUCAUCCGACUCUAUCAGAAAUUUGGCUUCAAGGUGUUCUCCUUCCCGGCACCCAGCCAUGUGGUGACAGCCACCUUCCCCUACACCACCCCCCUGUCCAUCUGGCUGGCUCCCCGUCGGGUCCAUCCUGCCCUGGAUGCCUACAUCAAGGAGCGGAAGUUGUGUGCCCACCCGCGGCUGGAGAUCUACCAGCAAGACCAGAUCUAUUUCAUGUGCCCCCUGGCACGGCAGGGAGACUUCUAUGUGCCUGAGGUGAAGGAGACAGAGCGGAAGAGCCGGGGGCCUGCAGAGGCCAGCGACGCCCUGGUGGAUGGCACAGGUGCUGACACGAUGAGCGACACGAGUUCUGUAAGCCUGGAGCUGGGUCCUGGCAGCCGGGAAACUUCAGCGGCCACACUGUCCCCCGGGGUGAGCAGCCGCGGCUGGGACGAUGGCGACACCCGCAGCGAGCACAGCUACAGCGAGUCAGGUGCCAGCGGCUCAUCUUUCGAGGAGCUUGACCUGGAGGGCGAGGGAGCCCUGGGGGAGCCAAGGCUCAGCCCUGAGACUGAGCCCCUGGGGGCUCCCAAGUGGCCCCGGGAGCCCAGUACCCCAGAGAAGGGCGAGGAGUAACCGCGGCCUGCACCUCCCUGUGGCACCGCUGCCAAGGAACUGAGCAUCUCUGCAGUCCUCCUCUUCCUCCACCUCCCGGUCUCCGGCCGGGGCCAGGGCUCUUGUGCAGCCCUGACUUCUGCCCCGGUCCUCCGGCCAAGCCUUCUCCUCACUGUCCUCUCGGCCCCCAGAGCCAGAGGACCCAGGACUGUUAUCUGCACCCAGCCCCUGGGGCUGCCACCCCUGUUACAUCUUUUUCAGAUUCACGUUGAGCUUCCAGGACCCAGAAUAAAAACAAAUGAUUUUCUUGGUUUCA